Messenger RNA from Scaptodrosophila lebanonensis, 1232 nucleotides. RefSeq names its product beta-sarcoglycan (gene Scgbeta). The record is from RefSeq and is a predicted model, not a curated record. Gene Ontology annotation, cellular component: sarcoglycan complex; sarcolemma. The transcript has a single exon. The coding region runs from base 41 to 1078 and encodes 345 amino acids. Gene Ontology annotation, biological process: muscle organ development. NCBI's taxonomy places the organism in Eukaryota, Metazoa, Arthropoda, Insecta, Diptera, Drosophilidae.
UCUUUUAUAUAAAAAAGCGACACUUAGCUCGUGCUAGAAAAUGCAAAGUUUUGAAAAUACGUUUGUAAGAGGUCCUUCGCCAUCAUAUUCGGAUUCCUCGGAAAAUGCCCUUUCACUGCCUAUAGGUGCAGUAGUAGAUUUUGGCCGUUCUGAAAUUGGGUCAAAAGCAGACGCACUUGGCUGCUUUGAGGAGAAAAAAUCGCAUUCCUUCGUCGGUGAAAUCUGUUCUCACAUGCACCCAUCUCGUCAGGGUCGUAACACGUUUGCCUUCUGGACCGUGGUUGUGAUUCUAUUGGUCUUGACUGUCAGCAAUUUAGUUCUGACGCUAACAAUCAUUGGUGUGUUACGUUUGGGCAAAGGUGUACAGGGCAUAGAACUAAUUCCUGAAUUGGAUGUUUUCAAAUUUUAUGGAUCUACCGACUUGGAUCGAGUAUUCACCAAGUCGUUUGGUCAAAUUGAGGGAUUCACCGACAUACCAGUAACCAUUGGAGGCGAAGGCGGUGGUGUGCACGUGCGGGUUUUUGCUAGAAAUGGAGUACCGAGUGACCGUAUUGUGCUUGACAAGGACGGAAUUGUAGUGCGUGCCACAAAUUUGUUUGAGGUCAAAGACCCGGAUGGGCGUUUGUCUAUUUUUACGACCCAUCGGCCGCAGUACAACAUGCCGGCAGGUGUCGAUGUUCUCAAAGCCAAAGCUGUCAGCGCCAGUCGAAUUACCAGUCCUAUUAGUGAACCAUUAGUUUUGGAGAGUGAUGGUCGUAUAGCAAUCAAGGGAUCCGAGGGCAUAUCGUUGGAUGCGGCAAAUGCUCUCCUGCAAGCCGAGCACCAUGUCGCGAUCAACGCAACGCAAGGUGCUACCGUCCUGGAAGCUGGCUCUGGCAUAUUUCUGGAUAUGGACCGUAUACCGAUCGUUAGUUCGGAGCUGGGUUUGCGCACAGGCAGCGUACAAUAUAAGAUUUGUGUUUGUAUGCCACAAGGGAACCUCUUCCGCAUCGCCAUACCCCGCGUCCAUAAUGGUCCCAAAAUAUCGUGCGCCCAUUUCAGCGCCAAAGAAGGUGAAGAUCCGUGCGCUGUUAUUUAGGCGCAUGAGAAAUCAUAAUUAUAAUAAUGAUUAACUUUUAAAUCACAAUAUGUCAUACGUAUACUUCCCUUUUAAAAUUGAAUGAGUUGUUAAAACAUUUACAAAAUUGUAGAGAGACUUCCAGUUGGCUAAUAAAGCAAGAAUAAUUAAAAAA